Messenger RNA from Exophiala spinifera, 498 nucleotides. RefSeq lists its product as uncharacterized. The transcript is spliced from 2 exons. The record is from RefSeq and is a predicted model, not a curated record. Lineage: Eukaryota; Fungi; Ascomycota; Eurotiomycetes; Chaetothyriales; Herpotrichiellaceae. The coding region runs from base 1 to 498 and encodes 165 amino acids.
AUGUCGACCGCAUUCGCUAACUUCCAGCAGAAAAUGAACUCUCUCCGCAUCGAGGCGGAUGAGAACGCUGCAAAGGCCGAAGAACUCAAGGCGAAAGUCAAAGAGUUGGAGCAAGAUAAUCUUCAAAAGGAACAAGAGAUCACUUCCCUCACACACCGCAAUGGCCUUCUGGAGGCCGAGGUCGAGAAACUAGAAACAGCCAUCAAAGACGCGAAAGCCGCGGCUGGCCAAGCCUCAGAACACAGCAAUCUCAAUGAAGCUCUCCAGCGGAAAGUUCAAGUCCUCGAGGAAGAAGCCGAGGUUGCCGACAAGACUUUGAGAGAGACCAGCGAGAAACUGCGUCAAACCGAUGUCAAGGCGGGCCAUUUCGAGCGCAAGGUUCAAGCCCUGGAACAAGCACGCGAUGAAUGGGAGGCCAAAUACGAGGAGAUGGCCAAGAAGCACGCAGACCUUCAAAAGGAGCUUCAAGAAUUGGAGCAGAGCAUGGGAAACAUUUAA